ACAGGCGUCCGGGACACUUUUCAGGCAUAAUGCCUGGAGUCGCAAGACGAGCUGAAAAAGGAGCCAGGCACUGAAGGACAAAGCGUUGUUGACUUUCCUCAUCUGUGUUUCCCAGUGCGGUCCAAUUCACGGUGGUUUCCAAGCGCCUCCUGGAGGAGAAAACACAUGAGGGUGCGGUCAGGGUUCUCUGCUGACAGACUUACCUUGGGGAAGAAAGAGAAGCUCUGAAGAUGGAUCAUGGCCGUGACUGCACGUCAAGGAGAAUCUCCUUGAUGACACUGAGGCCCACGUCGAGAUAGACUAAAUGUGGUCCAAUUAAAAGGUGUCUAUUUUACCACAUUUUUUAAAAACAAAACAAAACAAAACAAAACAAAAAGAUGGAAAAGAAGACAGGGGUACAGGCACCAGUGUUACAUGUCUGACGGGGAGCAUCUAUUCUUCAAAGCUUGCAGCUGUACACGUAGGUUUUAGAAUGUCUGUCAGCAGUGGACAUGAUGUUAGAGUGGGCUGUGCAGAUAGACCUUUCCAGGUCACGUAAUUGGAUUAAGUUAAUUGCAAUUAAGGUACAGGUAACUGAUUAGGUUAGGGUACGUUCCAUGUCAGGUGACCAGAGGCAGUAUAAAAGGCAGCCUGGAAAGCAGAGGUCCCUCUCCGCCCCUUCCUCCGUCGUCCUGGAUGCUGCAUCGCUUCCAGCGGGGCUGCUCCAGCACCUGCCCAUCUCAGCGCCAGCCGGGGAAAGCAAGUAGACGCGUAAUUUCAGGUGACCCAACAGUCAACCCCUGAAAAAGGCGGUCACAAAACCCCCAGGCGACGAAGAUGAUGGCACGUCGGGACCCCAAAUCUUGGGCCAAGAGACUGGUGAGAGCCCAGACCCUCCAGAAGCAGCGGAGGGCCCCAGUUGGGCCAAGGGCUCCCCCGCCCGAUGAAGAAGAUCCCAGGCUCAAGUGCAAAAACUGCGGGGCCUUUGGCCACACGGCCAGAAGUACCAGGUGCCCCAUGAAGUGCUGGAAGGCAGCCCUGGUUCCAGCGACCUUGGGGAAAAAGGAAGGGAAGGAAAACCUGAAACCAUGGAAGCCCCAGGUUGAAGCCAACCCGGGGCCCUUGAACAAGGAUAAGGGAGAGAAGGAAGAGAGACCAAGGCAACAAGACCCGCAGAGGAAGGCUCUCCUCCACAUAUUUUCUGGGAAACCUCCAGAGAAGCCGCUGCCGAAUCGAAAAGGAUCCACGGAAUCUUCUGAUUAUCUGAGGGUUGCAAGCGGGCCAAUGCCGGUCCACACAACCAGUAAGAGGCCGCGCCUGGGCCCUGUCCUCGCUGAUCGCUCAGCUACCGAAACGUCUGACAGGGGCUCCGUCUUGGCUUCGCCGUCUCCCCUCAGAAAAGCCAGUCUGAGCUCCUCCUCAAGUCUUGGACCAAAGGAAAGACAGACAGGGGCUGCGGCCGACAUCCCUCAGCCUGCAGUCAGGCAGCAGGGCCCCGAGCCUCUCCUCGUGGUGAAGCCGACACACAGCAGCCCUGAGGGUGGCUGCCGAGAAGUUCCCCAGGCUGCCUCCAAAACCCACGGCCUGCUCCAGGCCAUCAGACCCCAGGCACAGGACAAACGUCCUGCGGUGACCUCACAGCCCUGCCCGCCAGCCGCUACACACAGCUUGGGCCUAGGCUCCAAUCUCAGCUUCGGGCCAGGAGCCAAGAGACCUGCCCAGGCUCGGAUUCAGGCUUGCCUGAACUUCCCCAAGAAACCGAGGCUGGGUCCCUUCCAGAUCCCCGAAAGCGCCAUCCAGGGAGGUGAGCUGGGGGCCCCGGAGAAUCUCCAACCUCCGCCAGCCGCAACCGAACUUGGACCAAGUACGUCGCCCCAGAUGGGCAGGAGGACACCCGCCCAGGUGCCCAGCGUCGACCGGCAGCCUCCGCACAGCAGACCUUGCCUGCCUACUGCCCAGGCCUGCACCAUGUCCCAUCACCCAGCGGCCAGCCAUGAUGGGGCCCAGCCUCUCACAGUGCUCUUCCGGAGACUGGAAAACGGACGCUGGAGCUCCAGCCUCCUGGCGGCCCCCUCAUUUCACUCUCCUGAGAAGCCGGGAGCCUUCCUCGCUCAGAGCCCUCAUGUGUCAGAGAAGUCUGAGGGUCCCCGUGUUCGUGUCCCACCGAGCGUCCUCUAUGAGGACCUUCAGGUUUCCUCCUCCUCAGAGGACAGCGAUUCUGACCUGGAGUGAGACUGCAGGUGGCAGGGGCUCCUUGGCCUCCAGCUCCCGUGACUUGGAGGGGACUGUGGGACUGAGGAGUGCAGAGCAGAGAGCAGACUCUGUGCGGUGACUCCGAAGCUCCCCGGCUGUGGCGCUUCUGUGGAUGUGGGAGCCCAGGCCAGGCAGGGAGCAGAUGCAGGGACUCUGCCUCAUUGAAUUCUGGUGAGGGACGUUGUAGUUCGCGUGGUUCUCCGGAAACGCGCCAGGAAAAGCUUCCGUGCCAGAGAUUCGUUGCCUCAGAAACUGCGUGACGCGCAGGAGUCAGACUUCCGCUGGGACGUCAAUAGGAAACUGGGGAAUUACUGUGUAUUUGCUCUCUAGAUGACUGAAUAAGGGAAAAGUUAGGGAACCCUGAGAGGUGCAGCCCUUCCGCUGUGCCCCGCCCUGAGAGCAGUGUUUCGGACGCUGGGAAGCGUGCUGUGCAGAGCGCUCUCGGGGUCUUUCCUCAGCCUCGAAAACUGGGCUGUGGAAUGCCUUUGUACAUGUGUGUGUUUAAUUGGUUUUGAAGUGAAUAAAAUUCUCAAAAA
Molecule: messenger RNA, 2768 nt
Organism: Pan troglodytes (chimpanzee)
Lineage: Eukaryota; Metazoa; Chordata; Mammalia; Primates; Hominidae
Product: protein FAM90A15
Exons: 5
Coding region: 817-2211 (464 amino acids)
Source: RefSeq, a predicted model, not a curated record